AUGGCAGUCACUCACACCGAGAGCGCGCAGUCGGCUAGUCAGCUCGACGGCCAAGUGAUGGUCAUCCCUGACCUGCGCCGGAUGAUCAGCCACUGGCCGUCAGGAAAGAACGUCUCCGCUUCCGAUGUCGAGGUACUUGUCAACGGCUUCCUCGAGAAGUAUGAUGCUUCUCCACAAGAUGUAGCAAACGUCACGGAGGCCAACCCAACGCUGCUUGCCGCUAGCCUCUGGCCAAAUGUCUCAAGAGAAAAGCUCGGCACCCUGACUUUGAUGGUCCUCUGGCAGGGUAGGCUCGAUGACUAUAUUGAGAUCUUGGAGUAUGAGAGCCAAGCCAAGGCGAAAGAGUUUCGCGCCAAAACCAAAGAUUACAUUGCGCAAUACCUCCGACUCUCAGAGGGACCCAAGGAGCCGGCGACAACACCCGUUAUCUCGGAUUUCCAGCCGGUUGCGAAUAUGAUAUGCCAGCAGUACGACAAUGGUAGAUAUGGGCGGGCGAUAAAUCAGCGUCGGAGGCUGAGAGUCAGCCUCUUUGAGUACAUCGACUCAACGGUGCAGGAGAUGCGGUAUAUCGAGAGUGGAGAGGUGCCGACGGAUCUCAAGUAUGAGAUGCUUCGGAAGAAGACGGCGGGCACAGGCCCUCUUUGCGCUUUGGCAGAGACGAACGACCUGCUAUCCCUGAGGAAAGAGCUGCGCAAAGGGCGGGCUCUCAGCGUGGUGCCGGUCCGCUUCUGGAACAGCCAAGACGGCGACUUGGAAGCGGUCAUCAGAGAGGUUGUCGACGACAUCGAGAAGGCGGUCAGGCAUUUCGAUAUCUGCGAGCGCAGGUUGAUCAACCAGAGCCAGGCGGACGCCGACAGAACACGGCAGAUAGCUGCAACGCUCAAGACGAUCUGCACGGGUAAUUUGACUUGGAGGUUUGUUUCUUGA
Colletotrichum spaethianum is the source of this 927-nucleotide messenger RNA. RefSeq lists its product as uncharacterized. The transcript has 6 exons. Bases 1 to 927 code for a protein of 308 amino acids. The record is from RefSeq and is a predicted model, not a curated record. NCBI's taxonomy places the organism in Eukaryota, Fungi, Ascomycota, Sordariomycetes, Glomerellales, Glomerellaceae.